Rhipicephalus sanguineus (brown dog tick) is the source of this 2327-nucleotide messenger RNA. RefSeq lists its product as uncharacterized. The coding region runs from base 363 to 1961 and encodes 532 amino acids. The transcript is spliced from 7 exons. Gene Ontology annotation, biological process: cell surface receptor protein tyrosine kinase signaling pathway. Gene Ontology annotation, cellular component: cytoplasm. The record is from RefSeq and is a predicted model, not a curated record. NCBI's taxonomy places the organism in Eukaryota, Metazoa, Arthropoda, Arachnida, Ixodida, Ixodidae.
AACGUGCGCGCGUGCGCUAGCGCCGGCGGCGGCGGUGGCGGCAGCGACGACGAACCCGCCAGCCCGCCACAGUAGAUAAACGUACUCCGCGCGCGUCGCUCGCCGCGCACGCCUCUCGGCCACCGUUCGCACGCCCGGCGAGACACCACGCUGCCGCUGACCGCGCGUCAGCCUCUGCGCGUGUGUCACUAGCGGAGCGCCGGCUCCGGUAGUGUUCGUGUGCGCUGGCUGCAGCCAAGGGCAGCGACAGUAGUUAGCGAACUCGAAGAGUAGUGCGUAAGUCGGCGCGUGUCUGGCGUGGACUUGCCCGAACGGUUACGCUCAUCGAAAGACGUCUCCGAGAGAAGGCAGUCAACCGUCGUAUGUUCUACCGAUCGCACAUGGCUGACCAGGGCUUCUGUGGUUCUUCGUCCGGCGACAUCGUUAAGCAGGGCUACCUGUUCGUCAAGAGGCCACCAAGGAGGCGCUUCGACAUGCUUAGGGCGUGGCACAAGCGGUUCCUGGUGCUCAAAGACGAGACGAGCGAGCGGGGUCCGCUGCUGGAGAUGUACACGAGCCAGGAGGAGGCCAUGUCGCAGUGUACGGCGGCAGCGUGCAGCAGUGGCGGCAGCGCGGCGCGCGCUGCGCCGGCGACAGCGCCCGCGUGUUGCAGACUCUGCUUCGACCUGGCGCAGACUGUGCACGUGGGUUUCACCUCGGACUCGAAACGCUUUCCCAACGCUCUGGUGCUCGUGUGUCAAGGCCGGUCGCCUCUUGUACUGGCCGCACAGGACGAGCUCGGCUCGCGCUCUUGGUUGCUCGCUUUGGGACUCAUCGCCCACAAAGCCUCUUCGCAGCACGGGUGGAGGUUUAUGUGCCGGAAGGCUUCCGAGCAAGCGGCAGCCAUGGCCAAUUGUGCAGCGUUCAGCAGCAGUGUGGAGAACAGCGCGUCGGCUGCCGGGAGCACCGACCUGGGGUCCUCGUGCCGCGCCCGCACGGCACGAGGUAGCGGCGGCAGCAGCGGCGCCUGCGAGGGUGACUCGGCCGAAUCCCUUGACGGUGUGCUCAUCCCGCCGCCGCUGGAGUAUGGCGAUGGCUGCCUAGACAUGCUCUUCUCGCGGGAGCGGUUCCCGGUGACGCUGCAGCCGAACGAGGCCUCCGAGCGACUGGGGCUGCGUGGCGACUACCAGCUGGUGAUCCUGGGCCACAGCGUUGGCUUGCUGCGGCCGGGCGCGCCAGAGCCAUUCCUCGUGUGGCCCGUAACCUGCAUCCGCCAGUACAGGCACGAGCUGUUGCUGCAACCUGGACAGGGACCGCAGCACGCAGCGUCGUGCGCCAAGGCCGCCGCUGCCCGAGGGGCCACCACAUUAGUGACCAUCGAAGUCGGCCGGCGGUGUUGCACGGGCGAAGGGGCGUUCCAGUUUCGCACCCAGCGCGGCCAGGAGGUGAUACGGGAACUGAAGCGGGCUGUGUCACUGUGGGCCGCACGCAAGGCGGCGCUCGCCUCCUGGUGCCAGUCACGCGCCGUCGCCCAGCGCUCUUCCUGCGUCAGACUCGGCCGCUCGGCGCCGGCCACUCCGUCCCUGUCGAUGCCCCCAGCGUGGAGACGCCAGCCUGAGAGCCCUGAGGCGGCGCGCAGCUGCAGCGGUGGCGGCGACCUCAACUACGUCCUGCCAGCCUUCGAGCGUUCCAGCAGCUCGCUCAGCAACGGCAGCGUUCUCUCGUCGCCGCAGCUGGGCCGGCCCUGCCAGUCGGACCCCGAACGCCUGGGCACCCGCGCCGAUUCGUCGUAUGAGGACGCGAACUACGUGCGUGUCACGGCAGCUGUCCACAGCAAGGGACGCGUGUCCUUUCGGAAGCCAGGCAGUCCGCCUCCACCGCCUCUCGUACAGCUCCUCAACACGACCGGCACGCUGCCGCACGACAAGAAGCUCCAAGAGAUACGACGAGCUGAAGGCUACAUCGAGGUCUUGCCGACGUAAGCCAUCGUCUACUUGUCCAAGAUGGGAAAGAAUGCGUGCACUGGCUUGCAGCGUAUGACCGAAGUGCAGGCUCCGCCGCCACGUUUGCCUGGGCCUGCGGAUUCACACCUGCCCGAAAGUGUCGCCGCUUGUAGCUCUGGAACGAUCAAAAGCUGGCCAGGCCAUGCCAUCAGGAAAGCGGAGCUGAAAACUCCACCAAAGACGCCCUCACGAACUUUUCAUAAAUCUCGACGAACGGCCUUCUCUUGAACGAGUUAUGAGUAUUAGUCAUAUUUGGGGGCCUUAGACACUAUUCCGUAGGUCGCCCCCCCCCCUCCCCACGUCUUCUUUUUGUUUGCCUCGUCUGCUUUCGGCGCCGUUGCAUUA